Molecule: messenger RNA, 1179 nt
Organism: Chaetura pelagica (chimney swift)
Lineage: Eukaryota; Metazoa; Chordata; Aves; Apodiformes; Apodidae
Gene: GYG2
Product: glycogenin 2
Exons: 7
Coding region: 132-1127 (331 amino acids)
Cellular component (GO): cytoplasm
Molecular function (GO): glycosyltransferase activity
Source: RefSeq, a predicted model, not a curated record
ACCAGGCCUUUGUGACCCUUGCUACCAAUGAUGUGUACUGUCAAGGUGCUUUGGUUCUUGGACAGUCGUUGAGGAACCAUACAACAUCUAGAAAACUGGCAGUACUAAUUACACCAGAGGUUUCCAGUGGGAUGAGGUCUGUUCUCCGCAGCGUGUUUGAUGAAGUAACUGAGGUGGAUGUGCUUGACAGUGCUGACUCAGUCCAUUUGGCUCUGAUGCAGAGGCCAGAACUGGGUGUAACCUUCACUAAGCUUCACUGUUGGACUCUUACUCAGUAUAGCAAAUGUGUCUUCAUGGAUGCAGACACUUUGGUGCUUUGCAAUGUCGAUGAAUUGUUUGAUCGAGAGGAGUUUUCAGCAGCUCCUGAUUCUGGCUGGCCUGACUGCUUUAACAGUGGUGUAUUUGUGUUCCGACCUUCUUUGAAAACUUACAACCUCCUGCUCCAGUUUGCUGCUGAACAUGGCAGCUUUGAUGGAGGUGAUCAAGGCUUGUUGAAUAGCUUCUUCAGCAGCUGGGCAACCGCAGAUAUUGGCAAACAUUUGCCCUUCCUCUAUAACUUAAGCAGCAGUGCUGUAUACACCUACGUUCCUGCUUUCAAUCAUUUUGGUAGAGAUGCCAAAGUUGUUCACUUCUUGGGAGCAACAAAGCCCUGGAACUACAAAUACAACCUUCAAACAAAGAGAGUUAUGCAGGAUGGCACCACCUCUGGAUCUUUCAAUCAGCUGCCAUUUCUUGCCCUUUGGUGGAAUAUAUACAGUGCCAGUAUAUUGCCUUUGUUAGGAAAACUUCAAAAGAUGGAAGAACCAGAAUCUGAGGAAUACAAGCACACUUUCAAUGGAGUUGAAAUUACACUGAAAAAGGUCAGUCCUUCUGUGGCCAAUUCGCUGCAAAUGCCUGUGCUUCCAGAACAGACAUAUGAAAUAUAUCCCACAGUGUGUUCACCCGAGGAACUCACUUCUAAAGUUAAUGAGGUCGUACAUUUUGUUUCAGAGCUGUCUAUUCACUUCAAACCAGAAGAACGAAGUCCUGAAGAUGAACGGAGAAAAUGGGAGGAGGGACGUAUGGACUAUAUGGGGAAAGAUGCUUUUGAACAUAUCAAAAAGAAACUGGAUGCAUUUUUGCAUUAAGAUGAAGUGUACUGUAAUGGCCAUCAUGAUCUGUGUUUCUUCUAUAAAUGCA